Messenger RNA from Botrytis porri, 1266 nucleotides. RefSeq lists its product as uncharacterized. The transcript has 3 exons. Bases 1 to 1266 code for a protein of 421 amino acids. Lineage: Eukaryota; Fungi; Ascomycota; Leotiomycetes; Helotiales; Sclerotiniaceae. Gene Ontology annotation, biological process: glycerol-3-phosphate catabolic process; carbohydrate metabolic process. Gene Ontology annotation, cellular component: nucleus; glycerol-3-phosphate dehydrogenase (FAD) complex; cytosol. The record is from RefSeq and is a predicted model, not a curated record. Gene Ontology annotation, molecular function: NAD binding; glycerol-3-phosphate dehydrogenase [NAD(P)+] activity.
AUGGCGACCCUAGGAGCAUGGAGUAAGAAGCAUAAGGUGACGGUGGUUGGAUCUGGUAACUGGGGCUGUACCAUUGCAAAAAUUGUAGCUGAGAAUACAAAACAACAUUCCGAUCUAUUCGAGGAGGAGGUUCAGAUGUGGGUUUAUGAGGAGGAAGUUACCAUACCAAAAGACUCGAAACACUACGACGCCUCCAAUCAUUCGCCUCAAAAGCUUACUUCGAUUAUCAACAAAUACCACGAGAAUGUGAAAUAUCUGCCAAACAUUCAGCUUCCAACCAAUCUCAUCGCCAACCCUUCUGUCGAAGAUGCAGUUGCGAACUCUUCGGUUUUGAUUUUCAAUCUUCCUCAUCAAUUCAUCGGUCGCAUUACAAAACAACUCCAAGGACAUAUCCUACCAUUCGCGCGUGGAAUUUCUUGUAUCAAGGGUGUGAAUGUAACAGCCUCAGAGAUCAGUCUUUUCAGUGAAUGGAUCGGUGAAGGAUUAGGAAUAUACUGUGGAGCACUUUCAGGUGCUAACAUUGCCAAUGAGAUUGCAAUGGAGAAAUGGUGUGAAACUACGAUUGCAUAUGAUCCUCCCUCAAUGGACUCGCGUGCCACAACUCCAGCUGGACCAUCCCCAUCAAGCUCUCAAGUCAAUCUCACCAUUACACCUGCAGAUGAGGAACAUAAAGAUGUCAAGGGAAGAGUCAGCAAGACAAAGUUGAAGGCCGUACCAUCGGAAUAUCCGCCAAUGGAUCACGCCUUAUUCAAGACAUUAUUCCAUCGUCCCUACUUCCAUGUUCAGAUGGUUUCCGAUGUAGCAGGUGUCUCUCUUGGUGGAGCUCUUAAGAACAUCGUCGCACUAGCUGCGGGUUUCGUUGAAGGACGUGGUUGGGGAGACAAUGCAAAGGCGGCUGUUAUGCGGGUGGGCCUCCUUGAAAUGGUUAAAUUCGGCAAGGAAUUCUUUGGAGAAACUGUCCAUGGUGGUACUUUCACCGAACAAAGUGCUGGAGUUGCCGAUUUAAUUACAAGUUGCAGUGGAGGACGAAACUUCAGAUGUGCGAAGAUGGCAAUUGAAAGAGGAGUGACAGUCGAUGAAGUUGAGAACACGGAAUUGAAUGGACAAAAGUUACAAGGAACUAGUACUGCAAAAGAGGUCAAUGAGUUUUUGAAGUCUAGAGGAAAGGAGGGCGAAUACCCAUUAUUUACUGCUGUCAUUAAUAUUUUGGAGGGCAGAAACACUGUCGAUGAUAUCCCGGACUUGUUGGCCAAGUCGGAUGAGUGA